UGCGCUCUUGGCUUUCAAGGGGGCUGCUCACGAGAUAGUCGAUCGUCUCUGGUUCGGUCACCGUCGAGUGCGAGUGUAUUGUGUAGUCCUCCUCCAAAGGGAAAAAGAAACAUGCAAUAACACAAGAAAGAAUCGUGAAGUGGGACGCUGACGAACGACUGGCGAGUUUGUCCUAAUGUGGUUGCCUCGGAAAGGAAAAGGGAAAAAUCAAGUUCUGCCAGUUGGUUCUAGUGAUUGGUCGUGAAAAAGUGUGGAGCUUCAUCACACAGUGUUCUUUGCAUCCGUACGGGAAAAAAACUAUACUCGAAAUAUCACAACGUUUCUCAGAUAGCAUUAAUCACUACGAGCGGAUGAAAUGAAGAUUCAAAUUCAGAAUUUUGUGUCUGCAGGAAUGCUGUUUUUAUUCAACGCUCUGGUUGUCGGGGCGCUUGUUUUGGAAACUGAUGACGCAAUAGUUGUCAAAGCGGAUAAGGGAUACCAUACUGAAGAAAAUGUUGGAUUGGCGCGAAAUUCAAAAUUUGGUGAUCAGAAGCCAGAAACGGAAGAUUUAGGUGAUCGCUCAUGCCUCACCUUUGACAGACAGGCUGGUGUUUGCUUGCCCAUUUCAGAGUGUUACCCUUACACCAAAGUGCACAAAACAAUCAACAAUCACGAGUCAUGGGUAAUCGGCUCUCGGGGUACGUGCAAUUACGUUGAGCCCGGCGGCAAGCAGAUUAAUGGCGUAUGCUGCCAUCCGCAGCAACGAAACAAUCGCACUCUGAAGUUGGACAAUUUUCCCGAAAAUCAAACGCUUUACUCGGACGUUACAUCGCGGAUCGUAGGCGGAUGGAAUUCUCACAUUGGAGAGUAUCCCUUUAUGGCAGGUAUUAUGGGAAACGGCAAGGUUUACUGCGGGGGCUCGUUGCUUGACGAUAUUCACAUUCUGACGGCUGCGCAUUGCGUUCACAGGUUGUCAUCGCAAGGCGUUGCCCAGCUCACGGUUAUAAUGGGAGCGGUGGAUUUGCGAGACCCUGCAAUGGUUGUCAAGCGAGUUCACAGUAUCACACGCCACAGGGGAUUUGACGCCACCAAAUUAUAUAACGAUAUCGCGUUGGUGACCAUGGAUUCUCCGGUCAAGUUUACUAGCAACAUCUCACCUGUUUGCCUGUACGACGACCAAGGAAUCAAUCACGACGGAAAAGAAGCAGUGGCCAUCGGAUGGGGAAAUUUAAGGGACGGUGGGCCUAGAGCGGAAACGUUGCAAAAAGUCACGCUUCAGAUCAAAUCGCAAGAAGAUUGCCAAAAAAAUUUCGGCAGUCGAGCUCCGGGAGGAAUCGUGGACCAUUUCAUUUGCGCCACAGCUCCGAGGAAAGACUCUUGCGCUGGUGAUAGCGGAGGACCGCUGAUGAUGAAUCGUGGCAACAGACAAUGUCAAGUAGGAAUUGUGAGUUGGGGAAUCGGUUGCGCAACCGACACCUACGGUGUGUACACCCGCAUUUCAUCUUUCGAAACGUGGAUCAAUCGUAAUCGAAUUCGAUUCUAAAAUCGGAUGGAAGCGGUACAAGUACAACUGCGGAACAACUUUAAAAACAAUAAGUAAAUUGUCAUACAAACCUGUUGCGUUCUGUCUCCAAUAACGAUUUAAACCUCUGCCGAACGAAAAAUAUAGAUUUUAAUUUUCUCACUGA
This is a messenger RNA of Daphnia pulicaria, 1667 nucleotides long. RefSeq names its product chymotrypsin-1-like. The transcript is spliced from 8 exons. Bases 356 to 1522 code for a protein of 388 amino acids. Gene Ontology annotation, molecular function: serine-type endopeptidase activity. The record is from RefSeq and is a predicted model, not a curated record. Gene Ontology annotation, biological process: proteolysis. NCBI's taxonomy places the organism in Eukaryota, Metazoa, Arthropoda, Branchiopoda, Diplostraca, Daphniidae.